This is a messenger RNA of Hydra vulgaris (swiftwater hydra), 2313 nucleotides long. NCBI's taxonomy places the organism in Eukaryota, Metazoa, Cnidaria, Hydrozoa, Anthoathecata, Hydridae. The record is from RefSeq and is a predicted model, not a curated record.
AGGGUAGGCUAAACGCCCCUCAUUUUUGAAAAUCAAAAGGCACUGUUUUCCAUGUGGUGUGGGUGUACUCUGUGAUCAAUAAAAACCAAAGUUCAACUCAUUUGCACAAAUUUUGGACCCCGCUCAAUGGGCUCAAAUAUCAAAUUUUGGCCUCAAAAAUCCAUAUAAUGACCGGUAAGAUAACCUUCAAAAUAAAAAUCUCAAAGGCACUGUUUUUUGAUUGAUUUUUUAUGUUCAUAUGAUCAUUUUAAGCCUAACUUUAUGAUAAUUGAAUAAGACUAAGACUGUGCUCAAGAAUUUUGGACCCUGAGGUCUGACCCGGUUUCCUUAAAAAUUAACCGGUUUUUAAAACAUUUUUUAUUAAACGGUUUGUUUAUUUUACUAAGAUCGCGAUAAUUUUAGACGUCCUAUGCAGUAAUUAAUUUUUUCGCAUAGAAAAAUCGUUGUUUUAGAUAAUUAUGGGAAAAGACACAAGAUCAAAAUAUAAAGUUUUUUUGAUAAAUGAUAUUAUCAAAAUACUAUCAUCAUCUCAAUUGCCUACUGGAGAGCAAGUUCUGCAAUAUUUACAUGGCAAACUAUUCAAAGCAAGAAAAGAAAAUUUAAAAUAUAGACUCUGUGAUAUGGUUUCUUGCAAAUUUCCACAUGGGAGUUUUGAAAUUGGUUGCAAUAACCCUGGAGGGUGUAAUUUUCUUAAAAGCACAUGUGUUGUUUCGUCACUGAAGAAAAUCUGGAAAAGAAGUGCAAUCCCAAUAGUAGCUGACUAACAUAUUAGAAGUAAGAUAUUGUGCUUGGAAGAUCGUAGAAAGAAACUAUCAAAGAACAAAUUACGUGACACAAAACACAAUUUAAGAAAAAUAGACGCUUACAAACUUGAAAUAAAGUGCUUAUUUGAUAUUAGUGUGAAUGAUGCACAGCAAAAAAUUCUAUUGAAUAAGCAAGUCACUAAAAAGGAAAGAAAUAUUGAUAUAAACUUUUUGAAUGAUCAACGAGGAGAACGUAAAGCUGUCAUGGGUGGAAUAGACAAGAAGUACUUAUUUACUACUCAUAGGGGAUUGAGUUUACCAAUAAGAGAAUGACUACUUCAAAUAGUAACAGAUUAGCUUCUGAAUUUAUAACCAAUUUAACUUUAAAUCAGGUUAGAAAUAGCAGUGUAGAAGCACAGAACAAAGAGGAUAAUCAAGAUUUUGAAUAUCAAAAGGACUGCAAACCAAGAUCUCAUAAGAGAAAACCAGAUUUUGUUGAAGUUAUGCUACCUAGAAAAAUCUUAAAGGCCACUGCUGUUACAGCAAAGAGAUACGGUAUUCAGAGUUCAGCGCAUACCGCUACAUUGGCUAAUGUCAUCAACUCAGCAGGCGGAAAUCUAAAGGACUUUGAUAUUUCUGUUACGUCAGCAAAGGUUCAUUCAAGUGCUGUAAUUAGUGAAUAUAGUUUAAAAGUUAAAGAAGAUUUUAUUGUAAAAGCUAAGGGGAAACUACUUUGUGUUCAUUUUGACACAAAAAUAGUAAAAGAGUAUUUUUAUGGUGCGAAUAUAAAUGUUGAGCGGUUAGCACUAGUGAUUUCAAGUCCUAGUAUUGAUAAAGAACAACUUAUUGGAGUUCUUUCUAUCACAGAUAGUCAUGGAAUAACACAAGCAAAAGCAAUUAAGGAAAUACUGGAAUCUUGGAAUCUCUGGGAUUCGGUACAUAGUGUAUGUUUUGACACUACAUCUUCAAAUACAGCAUGUAGCACUUGCAGUUUCUGGAAAUAUGUCUGAUGGACCAGUUGAUAAUCUUUUCAAAAAAAUUCAAAAUUUCUGGGAAACUAUUAAGCCUGACAUAAAUUUAAACAAUCUUAACAGGUUUGAAUGGAGCAAGAGAAAAGGAACAUUUUUAGAAGAACAGGCUCUAAAAACCAAAAUAUAUCUUGAAUACGCCUUGUUUACAGAAAAGUUUCCUCGUGGUGACUAUAAGCAUUUAGCAGAACUUGUUUUGGUUUGGCUAGGCAGUGAUAAGCUUGGAAAUUUUAAGUUUCGUAAACCUAUAGCUUUUCAUCAUGCAAGAUUUCUUUCAAAAGCUAUCUACUACAUGACAAUAGAACUGCUUACAUUUCAUUUGCAACAAUUUGAUAUAAUUAGGGAAGAAGAAAUAGCAACAGUCCCUCAAAUUGCUGAGUUUAUUGGGCUUUUUCAUGCAAGAUAGUUUCUGAAAGCACCAUUGGCAGUUUCUUCUCCUUCUUUAGACUUAUGUGCAAUCAGGGAUAUGACCAAGUAUGGAUCAUUUAACAAAACUGUGUCAACUACUGCUAUUAAAAGUAUUAAAAUUCACUUAUGGUUUC